This is a messenger RNA of Aspergillus mulundensis, 2619 nucleotides long. It is a transcript of the gene acoC, whose product is annotated as aconitase family protein. Lineage: Eukaryota; Fungi; Ascomycota; Eurotiomycetes; Eurotiales; Aspergillaceae. The record is from RefSeq and is a predicted model, not a curated record. The transcript has 7 exons. The coding region runs from base 1 to 2619 and encodes 872 amino acids.
AUGUCUGAGGCGUCAAUCUCGCUAUGUUUCUUGGGGUCUCUCUCCGACGAAGUGGUCGAUUUUGUGCGCGGCGUCGUCCGGAUCCUCGCAGACGCACGCGGGAUUGUGGUGGAAGAGCGUUCAGGAGAAUCAUCGCAGUCAAACCCUCCUACGUUGACUUUAGCAGCCCUCGAUGAUACUGAGCAUAGCAGCUCGUCAAUCCACAGCCUCUACGCCUUCCUCACCAACCUCUGCGCCGCCCUCGAAGCCAUCGGACGACACGCUGAAAAGUCCAGCCUACAGCAUGUCUUGGACCUCUGCAUAACGCCAACCGACCGGGGCGGUUUGGCGAUCAUCAGCAAUGACUCUUCAGGCUGGCCAAGCGAGCCGACGCAACUCCAGUCAGUGCAAUCUCUCAUUGAAGCCUGGCUCGAGGCCCUCAAUGCCACCGAGUCCGCUGCGCAGCUGCCCGCGCCUCUACCAGCCAAAACCCCAAACACAUGGCCCAUGACGCUGGCGGAGAAGAUCCUCGUGCAGCAUGCGUUUUCGCUGCCGUCGCCUCAGGGGGUACGGGUUGGAGAGCUCAUGCGUCUCUCGGUGGAUUGGGUCAUUGCUAGCGAGCUGUCCUGGGUGGGCAUGAAACACAGCAUGACAAGCAUCGGCGAGAAACCCACCGUCUGGCGCAACGAUCGGUUCUGGCUCGCUGGCGACCACACGGUCGACCCGCGCGUGUAUCAUCAGCCCCGUGUCCAGGAGCUCAUGGGCGGCAUGGAAGAGGCGAGGAAGACGUUCAAAAUGACCGAGAACCAAGGCUCCAACUAUACCAUCCUGCACACUGAAUUCGUCCGCGAGCGCGCAGAGCCAGGCAUGCUGGUGAUCGGCUCCGACUCACAUACCUGUUCCGGCGGUGCCGUCAGCUCGCUGGCUAUCGGACUAGGCGCAGCAGAUGUCAUGGCCGCCCUAGCGACAGGCGAGACGUGGAUCAAGAGCCCUGAGUCGAUCCGCGUGCAUUUCUCGGGGGAGCCGGCGUGGUAUAUCCGCGGCAAGGACAUCAUCCUGUACAUCCUGAAGAAGCUUCGGCGGAACACGCAUGCAGCUGAUCGGAUCGUGGAGUUUGGCGGGCCCGGUGCGAAGCAUUUAUCUUGUGAUGCCCGGUUUGCGAUCUGCAAUAUGUGCACGGAACUCGGCGCAAUCACCGGCAUCUUCGUGCCAGAUGAAGUCACGCAUCAGUUCGUGUCGAGCCGCCGACACAGUCGGUACCGAUCCAACUCGGUGUACUUCCAGCCAGACCCCGACGCAUCGUAUGCAGCAACCUUCCACAUUGACCUUUCCGAGGUCGAGUCCUUCGUCGCGCUAUAUCCCUCGCCAGACAAUGUGGUCCCCGUAACUGAGAAACUGGAUAUGCCGCUGGACGGUUGUUUCAUCGGGGCCUGUACAACGACGGAGGAAGACCUUGUGCUCGCCGCGUUGGUGCUCGAAGUAGGGCUGCAGCGGGGGUUAGAGCUAGCCAUCGGGAAGCGAAUGGUUGUCCCCGGGAGUCUGCCGAUCGUCAGUAGCCUGCGGGCGCUGGGUCUGUUGGAUUUCUUCGAGCGCGCCGGGUUCGAGCAGCCUGCUGUGAGCUGCAGUCUGUGCCUGGGUAUGGGUGCGGACCGAGCGGGCCAUGGCGAGAACUGGCUGUCGUCUCAGAAUCGGAAUUUCAAGAACCGCAUGGGCCAUGGAUCCGUUGGCCACAUCUGCUCUGCAGCCGUUGUGGCCGCCUCUUCCUUCAGUAUGAGAGUCACAGACCCGCGACCUCUGCUGAGCCAGAUCCGGCCGGAGAGGUAUCAAAGACUGCUAGACAAAUGCCGUGACUGGAGGGCAGCCGAACCCGCCGCUGGCAAACGCCCAGCCAAGAUUGCCCUUGCCAACCAGCGCACAAAGCCCGCCCCAAUGCCAGCAUACGUCGAGCCCUACCGGUCUUUCGAGCCGCGGGUUGCUCCCUCUCUAGACCAGCCACAGUCCACAGAACUUGAAAAGCCUCGUGAUUCGGAGGCCGGGAUAAUCAGGAGCAAGGUCUACGCCCUGGACGACUUCGUAGACACCGAUGCGAUCAUCCCCGCCGCCUUCAUCCUCGAAAGCCCCACCGACGCCCUCCUAGGCAGCCACUGCCUCGAAUUCACAAACCCCGACUUCCGCGACCAGGUCCGCGCGGGACUCGAGGUGGUCGUCGCCGGUAAAGCGUUUGGCUGCGGCUCGUCGCGCGAGGAAGCACCGCGGGCGCUGAAAGGCCUCGGCGUGAAAUGCGUCAUCGCAAAGUCCUUCUCCUUCAUCUACGGCCGGAACCAACCCACCAUCGGUCUUCUGGGGAUCAUCAUCACCGACGAGCGGUUCUAUGACCUUGCGCGCACAGGUGCAGCAAUUGAAAUCGAUACGUCUGCGCGGACGGUCACUGUUGCGGGGCAGAGGUUUGAGUUUGUUAUGGAUGAUAUGGAGUUGGCGCUUAUUCGGCGGAAUGGGCUUGCGGCGGCGUAUAAGUCGUUUGGAAAGGGGGUUUUUAGGUCGCUGUGUGCGGAUGUGCCGGGGAAGGCGGGGUACGAAGUUGAUGAAGUUGGGUUGGGGGGAGGGGUGGCGAAGGGGAGGGAGGAGGGGCUUGCCUGGUGA